UUUGUUGUACACGUCACCGGAAGUGACACUCAAGCUUCCGUGUAAGCGGUGUUUGCAAACUGAGCGUGUUUGAUAUUUUUGUUGUAUUUUCACCUAAAAUGCUCAAAAAGAAGUCAAGUGGCAGCGGAAAGAAAAGGAAAAACGCUCCGUCUGAGGAGCGGCAUCGAAGCACUAAGCGCAGAAGCGCAGAAAGCAACGUAGUGGACGAGCUUGCCGACCCGGAACUGGACAGGGUUGGCAGUGACAUCGAGGAAGGGGGUCUCGACCUCGGGGUGCCGUUCAAGCCCAUCACCGCAUACGUAAGCGACAAGAGGGAGAUGCUGGAGCAGUGCUUCGGCGUCCUGGGUGAGAAGAAGCUCCGCAGGAUGCUGCCAGAGCAAUUCAAGGAUUGUGGCUUGGAGGAGAUCCGAAAAAUGUGCUGGGAACAACUGGAACCAAUCUCUGAGAGAAACAUCAUGCAGAUCUUGUCUGGGAAGGAAGUGACUAAAGACGAAGACACAAGCCAACGUCCACAACAGGCCUUGGAGAAACAGAAAGACAACAGCGUGGAUUCCACAGCAUCCAUCAAAGAGACGGAAAAUAUGAACAAGCCCCAGCAAGAGGGCGGCUCGACCGAGGAAAGCGACGUCCUUAGCAUCAACGCCGGCGACAGCGACAUCGACGCACCAAAAGAUGAGGCAACGGUCAAGAUGGCGGACGGCAGCGGGGGCGAACGGCCGAAGCCCACCGAGCCCGAAAAGGACUUCCAAAGCGCCAUCGACCAAAGUGUCAGUGAGAUCCUAGCGCCAGCGGAUGAGGUGGCGGCCGCCGUCCAGCAGCGGGAUGUUGCCGCCGUGCCGUGUCAGCCCUCACUUCAGCAGCUGGAGCUUCUGGAGCUGGAGAUGAGGGCCCGCGCCAUCAAGGCCCUCAUGAAGGCCAGUCACAGGAAAGUGCCGUAGAGACGUCAAACGUCACAACCGUCAUUUGAGUUGGUGUUGUCUUGAAUGCCAACGUCAAAACGAAGCCAGUGUGAAGUGUGUUUUCCUGUAUGUGCACUAGGUGGCAGUGUUACUCUGCCUUUCCAGUCAUGCUUGGAUAUUGACUUGAAGGUGGUCUCUUUUUUAAGUGUUCCCUCCCAACUAUGUUUUUUAGGAUACAUUUCUAAAUGAUUUAUGGAACCAGAAAGGAUACGAUAGUGACUACCAUUAUUGCAGUUUUCCUGUAUUAUUGUAACAAUCCAAGUUGCUUUAAUAACAUUUUUUAAACUCAAUUACAUAUCCAUGUUAAUGA
This is a messenger RNA of Hippocampus zosterae (dwarf seahorse), 1269 nucleotides long. RefSeq names its product caspase activity and apoptosis inhibitor 1. The record is from RefSeq and is a predicted model, not a curated record. The coding region runs from base 99 to 938 and encodes 279 amino acids. The transcript has 6 exons. NCBI's taxonomy places the organism in Eukaryota, Metazoa, Chordata, Actinopteri, Syngnathiformes, Syngnathidae.